AUGGCGAGCUUACUUCUCGCCGCGGGCGCCGUCGGCUGGACGCUCAAGAAGCGGAGCGGCGGCGCGAGACCCGUAGAUGCCUUGCCUCCCGGCAAGAAGCCCGAGGUCGAGGUGAUGGUGCCGGUUCGCGCCGUCGCCCUCACGGGUAGCGGCACAGCAAAGAGUCCGAAGCCCGGCGUGCGCGCGCGCUUGUUCCGGCGGCUGCCGGGGAUCAGAGAGUCGGCGUGCUCGCCCGCCGGUGGCACCGCGGCCUCACACGCGGCGGAGCCGUGA
Messenger RNA from Emiliania huxleyi CCMP1516, 273 nucleotides. RefSeq lists its product as hypothetical. The coding region runs from base 1 to 273 and encodes 90 amino acids. NCBI's taxonomy places the organism in Eukaryota, Haptophyta, Isochrysidales, Noelaerhabdaceae. The record is from RefSeq and is a predicted model, not a curated record. The transcript is spliced from 2 exons.